Messenger RNA from Penicillium canariense, 2205 nucleotides. RefSeq lists its product as uncharacterized. Gene Ontology annotation, biological process: transmembrane transport. The transcript is spliced from 20 exons. NCBI's taxonomy places the organism in Eukaryota, Fungi, Ascomycota, Eurotiomycetes, Eurotiales, Aspergillaceae. The record is from RefSeq and is a predicted model, not a curated record. Gene Ontology annotation, molecular function: oligopeptide transmembrane transporter activity. Bases 1 to 2205 code for a protein of 734 amino acids.
AUGGGAUCCAACUUAGCCCAGGAGAAGCUCGAUGCAAUCAAUGAGGCAGUCAAGACAAAUGACCAUGAAAAGGUCGCCGAGUUGGACAAAUCAUUUGUGCAGGACUCCCAAUACGAAUCUGUGCGUGCAGCCGUGCGUAAUAUUGACGGUGGGGAACCUGCCAACAUGGUACGCGCAUGGGUUCUCGGGAUGUUUUUCACAACCGUCGGAAGUGGCUUGAACAUGUUCCCGAGCAUGAGGAGCCCUGCUAUCUCUUUUCCUGCAAUUGUUGUGCAAUUGCUUGUCUAUCCGAUAGGCUGUCUAUGGGCUAGAAUUAUGCCUACAAGAACAUUCAACACAUUUGGCAUCAUGGCAAAUGUGUCGAUUGGCUACGCAUACUGCACCGAUGCACUCCUAGCACUUCAAGCGAAGCCAUUAUAUAAUCUUGAUAUCGGUUGGGGAUUCCAGCUUCUGUUUGCCCUCAGCAGUCAGGUUAUUGGAAUGUCUCUUGCUGGAAUUUUCCGUCGAUUCCUCGUAUGGCCUGCUGCUAUGAUAUGGCCCGGCCAAUUUGCAAACACGUCUCUUUUCUAUGCUCUUCACGAUAAGAGUGGAUCAGAUCCCUCGCAAACAAAUGGCUGGACCAUUUCUCGGUACAGAUACUUUAUGUACGUUAUGGCUGGGGCAUUUUUCUGGUACUGGAUACCCGGCGUCAUAUGGCAGGGGCUCUCUGUCUUUGCAUUCAUUACCUGGAUCAAACCAAACAACGUUAUUCUCAAUCAGCUUUUUGGAGGAUUCACUGGUCUUUCCUUGAUCCCCAUUACUUUUGACUGGACCUAUGUUUCAGCGUAUCUUCUUGACCCUUUGCUCUCACCUGUACAUGCCAUCAUCAAUACCUUCAUUGGCCUUGUCAUCUUUGUGCUGGUUACAACAAUUGGCAUUUCGUAUACGGGGGCUUUCUACUCCGACUAUCUCCCUAUCAAUACAGCUUCGACCUAUGACAACACGCAAAACUCAUAUAAUGUGAGCAAGAUUCUUGGACCUAACUUCUCAUUUGAUGAGACGGCAUAUAAGGCAUAUUCACCCAUGUUCCUUGCUCCAACAUUCGCGUUAAACUACGGGCUGUCAUUUGCAGCUUUGACAGCCGUAAUUGUCCAUGUUAUUCUUUUCCACCGAAAGGAGAUUUGGCAUCGAUUCAGGGCUGCUCGGGAUCAGGAGCCUGAUAUCCAUUUGACUAUGAUGAAGAAAUAUAGGGAAGCCCCAGAAUGGUGGUAUGCGGCUCUUUUCUUGGUCUCGAUUGCGCUCGGCCUGGCUGGCAUUCUCGGAUACGAUUCUCAGCUACCAUGGUGGGCAUUUUUUGUGUCGAUCAUCAUUGCCAUUGUCUUCAUCAUCCCCACUUGCAUGAUUCUCGGCAUCGCCAACAUUCAGCUUUCCCUCAAUGUUCUUUCCCCUUUUCUAGCAGGUUUUAUGAUACCCGGCAAACCAAUUGGAGUUAUGGUCUUCAAAGUUUUCAGUACUAUCACUUUGGGACAAGCUCAGGUUUUCUGUCAGGAUCUCAAGAUUGCCCAUUAUAUGAAAGUGCCUCCUCGUGUCACCUUCAUAUGCCAAGUCGUUGCGACCGUUUGGGCUUCCAUCGUACAAAUCGCAGUAAUGAACUGGACUCUAGGAAGCAUUGAAAACGUUUGCACGAGUGAUCAAGCUGCUCACUUUACUUGCCCGAAUGGGAAGGCAUUUUUCUCAUCCAGCAUUGUAUGGGGUGUAAUUGGUCCAAAGCGGAUGUUCGGGCCUGGCGCUCUAUACACUCCCAUCCAGUAUUUCUGGUUACUCGGCGCUCUCCUGCCUCUAGCAUUCUAUGUAUUAAUGCGUCUCUUUCCACGUUCCAAGGCCAGACUGCUUAAUGCCCCGGUGAUGCUUGGGGCUAUGGCCUGGUUACCUCCUGCCACGCCACUGAGUUACUUCUCUUGGGUCAUGUUUGGGCUGAUUUUCAAUUACUGGAUCCAUCGCCGUUGGGGUGGCUGGUGGAGAAACUACAACUACAUCACAGCUGCAGGACUGGACACUGGCCUUAUCAUAUCCACAAUAAUUAUCUUCUUUGCCAUAACUUUCCCUGGCCUGUCCGCCCCCAAUUGGUGGGGAAACAUAGCUCCCCUCGAAACUAUGGACUACUUGUACACUGCGAUUCGGAAGACGGUUGCCGUGGGAGAAACAUUUGGGCCGACAAGUUGGUAA